AAAAUGAGAAUCAAAUUUUAGAAGAGUUUGCCGAAUAUGUAGAAAAAAUUAAUAGAUUUUCAGCCAGUUAUUUGUGGAGUCCUAUUAAAGAAAAACUAUGCAAUUGGUGGAAUUUAGUUAAAGCACGAUAUCCAGUAUUAAGUGAUAUGGCAUUAAAGUUACUUUCAAUACCUGUAACAUCCGCUGCAAGUGAACGAAACUGGUCAGCAUUUAGUUUUAUUCACACUAAAUUACGAAAUCACUUACUCAAUCCACAAGUAGAAAAA
Molecule: messenger RNA, 266 nt
Organism: Racocetra fulgida
Lineage: Eukaryota; Fungi; Glomeromycota; Glomeromycetes; Diversisporales; Gigasporaceae
Source: the annotation of a GenBank genome assembly